Messenger RNA from Cantharellus anzutake, 540 nucleotides. RefSeq lists its product as uncharacterized. The transcript is spliced from 4 exons. The record is from RefSeq and is a predicted model, not a curated record. Bases 1 to 540 code for a protein of 179 amino acids. NCBI's taxonomy places the organism in Eukaryota, Fungi, Basidiomycota, Agaricomycetes, Cantharellales, Hydnaceae.
AUGGCUGAGGACCCCAACCCAGCAGGCUCUCCAGCCAGUGCCGAGUUUUCCCCUCAUCUCCAUGAUCUCACCAAUCUCAGCAGUACCAGUGAUCUCAGCAAUACCAGCAAUCUCAGUGACCUUGAUGAUCUCAGAAAAGGUCAGUUCAGUACCAUGCAUGUAGGGUACAACAGGGCAAAUGGGAACAGCAACAAGUAUCCAUUCCUGACAGCUUACCACCAGCAGAACAAGCCUGUGGUGGAAGAUUUCCUUAACUCUUCAGAGUUUCAAGCACUGAGGCUUGAACCCCUGAAGGCUGUAAGACCUAUGAGAGAGGCUAAGGGAGGUACUGCAGACAGGGGGAAUGUUGGCGCUGGAGGAGGGGUGGUGGAGAAGAAGGAGAAAAUUUUUAUCGAACCUAAUACUCAGGCCCAGGCUUGUGCAGAUAGCGGGCAUGAAAAGCCACAACGAGAUCAGGAGUGUGAUCAAGUUCCAAAGCUAAGAGUGAAGAGUAUUCCUCAUCAGUCCCCUCAUAACCUAACCAAUGCACGGUAUAGAUGA